ACCUUCUCUCCCUCUCUCUCCCACCCCACCACCCCCCAACAACACACUUAUAUACAAUGUCUGGUCGAGGAAAAGGCGGCAAGGGUCUCGGUAAGGGUGGUGCCAAGCGACACAGGAAGGUCCUUCGUGACAACAUCCAGGGUAUCACCAAGCCCGCUAUCAGGCGAUUGGCGCGAAGGGGUGGUGUCAAGCGAAUCAGCGGUCUUAUCUACGAGGAGACCCGAGGUGUCCUCAAGAUCUUCCUUGAGAACGUCAUCCGAGACUCUGUCACCUACACUGAGCACGCCAAGAGAAAGACUGUCACCUCUCUCGAUGUCGUCUACGCUCUCAAGAGGCAGGGCCGAACCCUCUACGGUUUCGGUGCUUAAACACCUUUUCUUGUAGCUUAAUUCUUUUCAGCCUGGUGCGGCGAGUGUUUGGGGAUGCUUUCGUUUUCGAUAUCUUUUACUUUAUUUCCGCCUUUGGGCGAUGCAUCACUUAUAUCUACA
Molecule: messenger RNA, 488 nt
Organism: Cryptococcus amylolentus CBS 6039
Lineage: Eukaryota; Fungi; Basidiomycota; Tremellomycetes; Tremellales; Cryptococcaceae
Product: histone H4
Exons: 3
Coding region: 57-368 (103 amino acids)
Biological process (GO): nucleosome assembly
Cellular component (GO): nucleosome
Molecular function (GO): protein heterodimerization activity; structural constituent of chromatin; DNA binding
Source: RefSeq, a predicted model, not a curated record